Hyalella azteca is the source of this 2023-nucleotide messenger RNA. RefSeq lists its product as uncharacterized. NCBI's taxonomy places the organism in Eukaryota, Metazoa, Arthropoda, Malacostraca, Amphipoda, Hyalellidae. The coding region runs from base 222 to 1778 and encodes 518 amino acids. The transcript is spliced from 8 exons. The record is from RefSeq and is a predicted model, not a curated record.
CCCCAUUUAGAAUUUUUCAUGUAUCUACAAAAAUAUCAUUUAAAAUGUUCGCUUAAUAAUUAUCCGAGCAAUGGCUAAAACGAAUAUUAAAUAUAAUUGCUAGGUGGAUCCAAUAACAAAAUAGUUUUACAUUCAAAAUAAAUAAACUUGACGAACCGUCAGCAUAGCAUAGAUGCGGAAAAUAUAGAAAAUAAAUCAAAAUACUGGAAUACCAGCAAGAGAUGGGGAGUUGUCUGUGCUGCUGGUACUGGUGUCAGCAGCCGCGUCCGCUGACAGCCACGGAGCUGCUGGUGGCAGCUUCCUUCAACACCGCUGUCAGGAGGAUAUCCAGAGUUAACUCGGACGACUCCUUAGACGGUGACCCGAACUACAACACCUUCAUCGCGCCGCCUCCCACGGGUCCCUGCCCUACGUUGUCCAAGCCUUACUACUCGAGCGAACGCCUUGUCUGGCAGAAGGAUGACAAGAACAACACGGAGAUGAUGGCGCUGGUCAAGCCCCUCCAGCGUCACCAAGAACAAGUGAAAAUCAGCACGCGCUUCAGCGAGAGGGACACGCUCCAAAUGGCCAGUAAAGAAGUUCAGCAAGAAUAUCACUCUAAUGGGGAGUAUCAUUGCCAGAAGUUAUUGUAUCAUUGCGAUGAUGAUGAAGGGGAUGACUCAAGUGGUAUUACAGAGAUGAUCAUACCCGUAGAAAAUACCGAUGAUAUUGAAGACUACGAUGAUGGUGAUGAUAGUCGUCAAGGGAAGAGCCCUGACGACCCCUACGACGAGUGCUUCGGGUCUAUCAUCGUCAGCACCCGACGAAUUAAUGACAAAUCAGCAAGCAUCCUACUAACGCAGCUGCGUGGCGUGCCGUGGGUGGGGUCAAGCGACGGACUUUCAGUGGAAGUGAAAGUUUUGAACACAUCAUACAAGGCCCACUGGGUCUUCCUGCCCAAUGCUAAGGGCGCCGAGAUACCAGUCCAGAGAGAAGUGACCGUAAAGCUUUCGAAGCAUCACACCAAGUCCCGAGCUGAUGACCACGUCAAGUCCAAUUCUUCAAUCAAGUCCUUCAGCUCGAGCUCCAGUCUCACCGACGAGCCCAGCGGUAAAAAGAACCAUCAUGUGGUCUUGGUCACGGUCUGGUCAGGCUGUCGAGACCAUCCCCGCUACUCAGCCAUUGGUCAUGCGCUGGUGCCCCUCAAGGUUGAAGAUAAUAACCUGCCUAGAAUAAUCGGGCUUUUCGGGCACACUAAGAUCCACGACGAGCUGGGCAGUCUCGAGGUGAGCCUGAUCAGCAGCAGCGUGAGCAGCAGUCGCAGCACGGGCACCCGCGGGCUGCUGCUCAAGGUGCUGCGCUCGCACGGCCUCGUCAAGCCAAACUUCCACUGGAUCGCCAAAAAAGCUUCCAAGACUUUGCACGAUAAAGACCGGACGGACGUGUGGUGCAGUAUCGCGCUCUGGAUCGCGGGCGAGAAAGUGAGCAAAGAAGUGACGACGAAGAUGCCGAUGCCGCUGACGUGUGAUCCAAACUUCGCUGCGUCCUACACCUUCUUCGUCCCCAAGCAGGAGCAGCACAGGGCGUGCAUCGUCAUCAAGGUUCACUGCGGUCGCAGUAUCCACGAGGUGACGAUAGGGAGGCUGGUGCUAGGCCCCCUACUCUACCUGGGUACCUACGACCACCCUCCCCUCGUGCAGGGGGAGUCUAUCAGCCCCAGACCAGUCACCCUGUCCCACUGGGGACGCUCCCUCAACACCCACUACCCCGUCACCGCCUGGCACCGGCUACGAUUAUGACCGUCUUAAUUAUAAGAGUUUUAAUUAAUGACGUCAAAGAAAAGAGUUUUAAUUAAUGACAUCUCAGUUAAGAGUUUUAAUUAAUGACGUCAAAGAUAAGAGUUUUAAUUAAUGACAUCUCAGUUAAGAGUUUUAAUUAAUGACGUCAAAUAUAAGAGUUUUAAUUAAUGACGUCUCAGAUAAGAUUUAGGAUUUAAUAUCGACAAUGAGUUGAAAUUUUCUGAGCAUAUUGAAGGUCAAGUUAA